CUCAUAUAUUAUGUGGAAAAUUGUGAAGUAUUAUGGGACGGAGGAAGUUGUACAAUGUUCACUUCAAACGUUGCAACUUUCAAAACCAUAAAUCCACAUCCUCAAAUUCUCCUUCAUUUUUCUUCAAUCUUCCAACAAUUUCCCUCUUCUUCAUCAACACACAUUUUCCAGAAAACUCGAUUCUUCAACUUUUACUUAAUAGAAGUACAAAAUUUGUUUAUCAUUCCCUUCAUCUUCAUGAUCCUCCAUUGAAGUACAACAUUUGUUCAGCAAUGUACAAUAAAGCGUACACCCGAAUUUUCCAUAUCGCAAACCUGAAAACGAAAUUAGGAUUAGUCUUUUGUUCGAGAUGGUAUUCUACUACAGAAAAAGGAAAGAGAUUCGCUGCACUUUGGGGAAAUGGUGAUUACGGAAGAUUAGGGCUUGGAAAUGUUAAUUCUCAAUGGAAACCUGUUGCUUGCUCUGCUUUUAAUGGGGAUCUUCUUCGCUCUAUCUCUUGUGGCGGUGCUCAUACUCUUUUUCUCACAGAAUCUGGGCGUGUUUAUGCUUCGGGGCUCAAUGAUUUUGGACAGCUUGGGAUUUCAGAUGAUAAAGAUUACUCAAUGGAGCCCACUAAGAUUUCAGGUAUCAAGAAAGACGUCAAACAAAUUUUUGCAGGCUACUGUCACUCGUGUGCAAUUACAGUGGAUGGGGAGCUCUACAUGUGGGGGAAGAACUCUAAUGGACAACUUGGGCUUGGGAAGAGUGCACCAAAAGCAGUCUCUACACCAACAAUAGUCAAAUGCUUGACUGGGCUUAGCAUCGAAACGGCUGCUUUAGGUUCAGAGCACUCCAUUGCUGUUACUGAUGAAGGUGUCACUUUGAGCUGGGGAGGAGAAAAUUCUGGAAGACUUGGUCAUGAGCGUCAAUCUGGCUUAUUCAAUUUUAUAAGCUGCAAGAGUGAAUAUACUCCGAGGAUUAUCAAAAGACUAGAAGGCAUUAAGAUCACAGCAGUUGCUGCUGGCUUGAUGCAUUCAGCUUGUAUUGAUGAAAAUGGAAAUGUCUUUGUUUUUGGUGAGGGAAAACUGAAUAAGCUUAAUGCCAGAAAUUCAGUUGAUGUCACUAGACUACCAAUGCUGUCAGAUCUGCCAAUUGCCAAAGAUGUUGCCUGUGGUGGUUAUCAUACCUGUGUAAUAACAAGGAAUGGAGAAUUGUAUACUUGGGGCUCUAAUGAAAAUGGCUGCCUUGGCAUUGGCUGCACUGAUGUCAUUCAUUCGCCGGAGAGAGUGGAAGGCCCUUUUGUGAGGCAGUCAGUGAAUAAGGUUUCUUGCGGUUGGAAGCAUACAGCUGCCAUUGCAGAUGGAUAUGUUUUCACCUGGGGCUGGGGAGGUUCUCAUGGAACAUUCUCUGUGGAUGGUCAGUCUUCUGGUGGACAGUUGGGUCAUGGGACUGAUGUUGAUUACAUCGAGCCAACUGUCAUUGAUCUCAGCAGUGAUGUUAGGGCAUUGGAAGUAUCUUGUGGAUUCAAUCACACAGGUGCAAUUUUUGAAUACAUGUAACUUUCAGAAUAAGCCAUUUGACAGUCUGGACAUGUUAUAGCUUUUGUGACCUUGUCUUGGUGCUCUACACAUUGCGGUGUUUAUUACAUCUUACGUCCCCGUCAUUCAUUUCACCAAGUCAUGAGUUAGCAUCAACAUAUCUGUAUGCGGAGUGCCGACCAACUCAGUCUUUCUCCUGAGGGGUAAAUUUUUUCAUCUUCCUAAAAUUCAUUAAUUAGUAUGAAUGUAUGUUUUACCUGUAUUUUAUAAAUGUAAAUGCAAAUGUGAUAUCAUCCACUCUUGUUGGAUAAGACUGCAGGAUUUUGUACCAUCAAACCAACUUACAAGUACAUAAUUGUUGAGAACUAAAUAAGCUUUGAUUGUUCAAACUACUGCAUUUUUGUUUACAAUAAAAUGCAUUUGAAGAUAAUAUUAACUCAGCAGUCAAGGUCGAUACUUUUGGAUUCGAAGUUUUUUUGCUUUUGAUGAUGAAACUGUGUUGUUGUUUAUUGUAGUCGUGUUUCAUACUCGUGGAUCCUGCUUUUAUCAUCUUUUUGUUGUACAAGGAAUAGAAAAGGUAGUUAUACAGAUGAUACCGAGCUGCUUCUACCGUUAAGGUAACGACUUCACUCUAGUCGCUAGCCCUGCCUUCGGCAUCCCCCUCCUUACGGUUAAGGUAACGACUUCGGGCAUGGCCAGCUCCCAUAGUGUGACGGGCGGUGUGUACAAGGCCCGGGAACGAAUUCACCGACGUAUGGCUGACCGGCGAUUACUAGCGAUUCCGGCUUCAUGCAGGCAAGUUGCAGCCUGCAAUUCGAACUGAGGACGGGUUUUUGGGGUUAGCUCACCCUCGCGGGAUCGCGACCCUUUGUCCCGGCCAUUGUAGCACGUGUGUCGCCCAGGGCAUAAUGGACAUGAUGACUUGACGUCAUCCUCACCUUCCUCCGGCUUAUCACCAGCAGUCUGUUCAGGGUUCCAAACUCAACGUUGGCAACUAAACACAAGGGUUGCGCUCGUUGCGGGACUUAACCCAACACCUUACGGCAUGAGCUGACGACAGCCAUGCACCACCUGUGUCCGCGUUCCCGAAGGCACCCCUCUCUUUCAAGAUGAUUUGCGGCAUGUCAAGCCCUGUUAAGGUUCUUCGCUUUGCAUCGAAUUAAACUACAUGCAUCACCGCUUGUGCGGGCCCCCGUCAAUUCCUUUGAGUUUCAUUCUUGCGAACGUACUCCCCAGGCGGGAUACUUAACGCGUUAGCUACAACACUGCACGGGUCGAUACGCACAACGCCUAGUAUCCAUCGUUUACGGCUAGGACUAUGUUAAUGGCAGAAAGAAGGUAUUCAAUGAAGUUACUUACCACAGAUAUCUUGAAAUAUUGUUUGAUGUUUUUGUAUGUUGUGUUAGUUCAUCUAAUUCAGUUAAAAACUUGAUAAAUAUUGUUGGUUAACGGAUUGUCUUGUUAAUA
Molecule: messenger RNA, 2984 nt
Organism: Amaranthus tricolor (Joseph's coat)
Lineage: Eukaryota; Viridiplantae; Streptophyta; Magnoliopsida; Caryophyllales; Amaranthaceae
Product: ultraviolet-B receptor UVR8
Exons: 15
Coding region: 33-1538 (501 amino acids)
Source: RefSeq, a predicted model, not a curated record